GAGCUGGAGCCACCGGUCAUCGUGCACGCACCCAGGCAGACUCGCAUACAAACAGACAAGCAACGCAGACAGGCAGGCAGACAGACGGACAGGCAACGCACGCUCCCAGAGACGAGUUGCCUCCCACCUACCAGGGUUCCGCGCGAUUUGGGUGCCAGUGCUGUCUCGAGGUUUUUUGGGGCAAAGGCGGUCGGUCGCAUUGCGGAAGAUCCGUGUGGUGGGGACUGACAGGCCAAGGGGGUCGUGUCAAGCCGAACCGCGCCGCUACCCCCGCGGUGUCUUCCCUUGGACCGCCACCGUUCGUUUUUUGCGGAGGCGAUAAGAGCCGCAGGCGUUAGUGGGGUGGUCAUGCAGCAAGGAGGUUGUUGACCUGCCAGUCCUGAAAAAGUGCAAAUAAGACUCGGAGAGAGUUUCUCGGCUAAAAUAAAGGCCACGUGUUAAAUGCACGACAUUCUUGUUAAAUGUAUUUAUUGAUGAAACGUUUUUAAAUAAAGUGCAUUGUCACUCUCAUGUAUUGUUAGUGUUCGUCCCACAUUAGACGUGGGGUUUUUUUUCCCAGGAACGCUCAUACUGAACGGUCCAUACAUCUCGAAGCAGUAGUGUCCAAUUCUCUCGGUGUUUUUGCAAUUACAGACAUUGCCAGCAGCAGCACUAUCAUCAUCGUGACUCAUUAUUAUUGUCACGCACGAGUGUGGGCGGAAGGUUCUGUUUGUGCGGGGCCCCCUUGUGCCCCCCCCCCCCCCCGCGUAAAACCGCGGCCAUGAACGGCCACCGCUCGUCCAGCCGCAAGGGCAAGGUGGAGACGGCCGUCUCAUCCCUCAUUGAGGUGUUCCACCGCUACGCCGGAGAGGACGGGGAUGACCUGUCGCUCAGCGUCACCGAGCUGCGCUCCCUCAUUCGGCAUGAGCUGCCCACCAUGUCCCAGCACUGCCAGUCCCCGCAGGCCAUGGACAACCUCAUGAGGUCGCUCGAUGCCAACGGAGACGGCACCAUCGACUUCAGCGAGUAUAUGACAUUCCUCAACAAGUUCACCAUCCUCAUCGACGACUCCUACAUCCGCGCGCUGCUCCGCAACCAGGCCAUCUUGCUGAAGGCGAGCACGGCGAUUGAGGAGGCUCUCUACGGCCUGGUGGAGGCUUUCCACAAGCACGCGGGAAGCUCGGGGGACCCCUUCAAGCUCGACAAACAGGAGUUCAAGAACCUGCUGCAGACUGAGAUGCCGACCCUGCACGAGUGCCUGAAAACCAAGAGGCAGCUGAAGGAAUUCAUCUCGGCCCUCGACCAGAACGGCGACGGCGAGGUGGACUUCGGGGAGUUCAUGUCGCUCGUAGGACGAUUCGCUCGGGCGCUCAACCACACUGUCUCCAAGUCGCCCUCGUCGCAUUGGACAAGCUUAUAAACGGCGUCGCGAGGGUCGCAGGGGUCACGAGCGGACGUGAUCACGAACGUCGUCUGAGAACGCUGCGGAGGUUGGGGGAUGCAGCGGUAUGCCGAGAGGUGUUGAAUGUUUCGUGGGGCGUGACGACGACGAUGACGACAUGUGCCAGUUGGUAGUUGACGUCACACGCUUCAUGGUUAAAGCUGCCAAAUUUGUACAGAGGCUUGACUGGGACAAUGCGGUAGCCCCCCCCACCCCAUUAGCUAAGUCCACUCGGUCGCUAGCCCCUCCCACACGAUGAGCGGCUUGUGUUGCUUGAUGAAAAUGAGAAUGUUUUAGCCUUUCUGGCAAUACCAAAUAGAUACCUUUUGCGAGGCGUCAAGUCUGCAUUAACCACAUGUACAUGUGGCAAAACAUGCAAACAGAUAUGCUAUGAUAAUAUAUGCAUUCUUGAUUUGAAGCUUUCGUGACUGCAGGAAUCCAUACUCUUUGGUUCUUUCAGUAAAGUCACGUAGGUAGAAAAAACAAAAUAUCACGAUGUUUCGAUCGCAACACAAGCGGUCGUCCUCAGGCGGAAAAAAUAAUCCAGCAGUGGAUCUGCUGAACCAGCGAGAAAGCUGUUAAAACAAGAGGUUAUUAAUGCAAUAUAUGCAUUGUCUUUGAAACUGAUUGACCACCCGAUGUGUAACUCAGCCCACUACUCAGGUUGGCCCACCCUUUGCCACAUGUCAUGAGUCGAUCAUUAGGCCAGACUUUUUUUUUCUCUGUUAAAAUACCGAUUUCCGCAAAUGCUUUGAGACACCCAGCAUUUAUGAACCCUGGAUUCUCGUGGCCAAACUAGGAAUGUGGUAGUUUUGUUAACGAUGCUCAGUCACUUCGCUGAAGUUAGUUGGCGUGUAAUGAUUAUUACUCUCGAGAUCUGAGGAGAUCUCGAGAUCUGAGCUCCUGUUAACAACCUGAGGAUGUUGGAUGUAAUCUUCAGUUACUUUUAUUUAAAUGUUGUGACAUCGCUCUCCAACAACAAUAACAACACCAGUGGUGCUGCAGCGGUAAUAAAUUUGUCCACGUUUGAUUCACGUGACACUUUUUAUAAAUUGGCUGUCGGGUGGAGGACGGUUUAUGACACAUUUUUUUACACAACCCAACCCAAUUAAAAACAAAACCCAAUUAUGAAUCAGCUUGAAUUAUGUUGAGCGGAUGUCCUAAUAUCACAAAUGCCACAGGGCACCCCUUGGCGCACAUCGGCACUCCGCGUUGCGAUGAGCACGGUUGGCCAUGAAUGGUGUGGUAGGUCAACGGACGUGCGUAUGUAUAUUACGCCGCUAAAAUAUUGAACAGCAUGCAAAUGUUUACGUCACCACGGCCCAAGGAUUAAAUACGCGGCCCUGCGGCGAUAAGAACCGCACACGGCGCACUGCGGCUUUAUCCGCGUGUUCCGUUUAAGAGGGGCCACCCUGUGCUAAGCUCAAAGUGGAUUAAAAGACGGGAUUAAACCAAUUGCGUAGUGAUUGCGAUUGCAAGCAUCUAACCGGAGCUAGAAUGGACCGACAUUGUGAGCGGCGAUUGUAGUUUACAUCUUUUUUUUAUCUGACUUGCUGAAGUGACGCAACCAUCUUGUCCAAACUGUUUGAAGGAUUAUGAAUGCAGGGUUUAUAUUUAUCUGUUUAUUGUUUUAUUGUUGUGCUUUCCCCCCCCCCCCAACUUGAUUACAAUUGUGACGUCGCCAUCCUGUCAUGAGAUGAAGGGGGUCCAUUUGGCAAUUUCGCGCAGCAGGGAUUUAGUGCAAAACCACCCCGUGAUGGAGCACACGACACAUGGAAGGUAACAAUACAGAACUACUUCUGAGAUCCCUUGAAGCGAUCUCCUGUUCACACUGCAAGAGCUGCACUUCCACACACACCGUGCUGUGUAGAUUCAUCUGAAGGGCUUUGUUAAACGUUUCGGGCAAUGGCCCUUCAGAUAUGGAUUUCAAAUGUAUCAGAGCCGGAGCGUGCCAUUGACCACUUACCUAUGAAAACCAAGUUUAACCAAAGUACUCGCACCUCGUUGUUUUAUUUAUUUAAUUUGGCAGAAGGGGAUAAACCCUCACACAAGCAAUUGCUCAAGAUUAGUGUGGAAUGGGAACACUGUUCAGAGCUUCAAGCUCCCGAUUUUAAACAUCGAUUCAGACCGCAAGGUGGCGAUGGGUUCAUUGCCUCUGACCGUCGAGCCAUCCGACCACUCUCACACUCCAACAGCGCUCGGAGUAGAUUUUAGCCCCCCCUCGUCCCCGUGUACCGACCGAGCCGUUAACCGGAGGCCACGGGCAAAUAAACAAAAGCAGAAUCUACCGGCAUGUUACGCGCAACAAUGUUGCAUCGAUACGCAACGCCGACGACGUCAUACCAGCAUCAACAUCAGGUCAGCUCUCGAUUGUCAGGGUGGGGGGAAUCAUCUGGGUUUGUGGGCUAUAACCGUGCUUGCUUGUGAAAAUUGUUCCGUGAAAUAUCUUUGCGCGUGCUCACUCGCUCGCGCUGUAUCACCCCCACGAGUCACGGGCCCAGUGACACGUCGCCCACGUGACUGCAGACGCAUUAGCGGUCACAAAGCCCAUUGCUUCAAACGGCGAGAGAAACGAGGAGGCACACUCACCAUCUUCAUGCCCAUGUGUUGGUGAAAACUAAAUAUACGGACAUAUUGGCGUUACACCGGUGCAGCACAACACAUCGAUCCUCAUAAAACAGUCUAAAAUCUACAUUGAAUCAGCAAAUCUGUUAUCAGUCUUUAAUAGACUUAUGUCGUCAAGUUUUAUGCGAUUUGAAGGUUUAUUCGGUCUACUGACACUUGCUAAAAAAGGUUAACAUUGACCGUUGAUUUGGGUUCGUUGAAUCGAGUAACCGCCCGACCAAGUCUAGGACACGAGGAGUCAAAUCUGCUCUUGGAACACGGAGCAGCCAAUCGUCAUCAGGCUGGGUGAUGCUAUACGUCAACAGGCUGUGAAGCGUCGUGCUCAGCCGCUCGUAUAAACAUUCAUCUUCUGACUGUUUCGACAUCACGACAACUGAUUUUGACGAACGACCCGCAAGAUUUUGUGACCGGGGUUGCAAAUCACGGGGAAAGAAAAAUGAGUAUUGUGAAAAAUUAGCUUUUUUUUUCAUACCCCGCACCGGUGUACCGCCAAUACGUUCAUUCGCCGAAUUUAACACAAACGUUGCAUUAUCUGUGUUUUAGUUUUAUCCAGACCUAUCCGUCCAAUGCCCUCCCCCCAGGUAAUCAAAAUUGACUGGCGUGUCAUUGAAUUAUUGACGUGGCUGAAUGUAACUUACAAUGUACGUGUUAUUACGCCCCAAGUGUAACCGCACUAAAUUAGAAACUUUUUUUUACCACCGCAGAGCUGCGUCUCACACGCGACGUAACAUUGCACCUCUCUUCCGGUUAAGUUUAUACGAAGGCUUUCGCAACCAAUGUUCUGACUCACAACUAGCUGCUGUUGGCUUCGAUCGUCGUGUGGUUAUAGUGAGGGAAAAAAGUAUUUGGUCCCCUGCUAAUUUUGUACGUUUGCCCACUGACAAAGAAAUGAUCAGUCUGUAAUUUUAAUGGUAGGUUUAUUUGAACAGUGAGAGACAGAAUAACAACAAAAACAUCCAAAAAAACGCAUGUCAAAAAUGUUAUAAAUUGUUUUGCAUUUUAAUGAGGGAAAUAAGUAUUUGAUCCCCUCUCAAUC
This is a messenger RNA of Lethenteron reissneri (Far Eastern brook lamprey), 5081 nucleotides long. RefSeq names its product troponin C, slow skeletal and cardiac muscles-like. NCBI's taxonomy places the organism in Eukaryota, Metazoa, Chordata, Hyperoartia, Petromyzontiformes, Petromyzontidae. Gene Ontology annotation, molecular function: calcium-dependent protein binding; calcium ion binding; transition metal ion binding. The record is from RefSeq and is a predicted model, not a curated record.